CGGCGGCGCAGACCGCACAAUAUAGUAAACGGUUAUAAUAUCCAUAAUAUUCAUUUACUGAAAUAAUAUGCCGUAGCGGUUUUUGCUUUGUUUUAAUGCGAUCUAUGUUAUGGUCAUAUUCUGUUGCGUACUUGCGUCAUUGUAACAUUAACAGUUUUAUAUUGAGUGUUAACAUUUUUUUUUCACCCGUCAUUGUUUUUUGUUAAAAUAUCGACAUCGUCAUUUUUAAAAUGUGUUCAAUUAAUGAAAAUGAAAAAUUAAUAAGUGCUAUGAGCGAUGAAAACUGUGGACUAUUUGAGUUUACCAAUGAAGGUAAUUCUGUGGAAGUUGGAUUCUUAUGCUGGAUUCAGACUACACCAUGCACAGAGGAUAAAAUUAAUAACCAAGAUUUAAUCAGUGAAAAAACUGAGAUAGUUUUAUUUUGGCCAAGUAAUAUUGAUGUGACAUAUGCUUCAAGUAUGGUUAAAAGAUGUAAAAAAAAAGAUAUGCAAUGGAUAAAAGUUUCAGCUAUACUUUUAGCACAAGGGAAUUGGAUUGAAAUGUGUGAGAAAAGAAAGUAUUAUAUAGCACAUAAUAAAAUAUCUCCAUGUCGCUCUAAACGUCAUGAAAGACAUAUUAUUUUAUCAGAAUCAACUGUCACCGAUAAAAAUAAAAUGGUAAUAAAAUAUUGAAUACAAUAUUAUUUAGCAUAAUCUUUAAACUUUGUAUACCUACCUAUUAUGAAAUAUCAUGAAGUAUUCAUUAAAAUAACUAUAAUGUUUAGGUUACAACCUCAAUUAAUGCUUCAGCUAAACGUAAAUAUGCAGUGCUAAGCUCAUCAAGUGUGUUAAAAAAAUUAAAUUGCAAAAAAGGAGCAGUUGAACCAUGCGGAUCAAAUUUUGAGGAUCAUGUUGAUAAGUUAGAGGUGGGUUAAAAUAAUAUAAAUAUUAUUAUAAUAAAUAUAAUUAUUACACUUAGCAAAUUAUUACAUUAUGAAUUUAAAUUAGGUACAAAAUAUUAAAUAAUAAAUUAAUAAUUUAAGAUAAAAAUUUAGGUAUUGAUAUGUAUGAGGUCAUAAUUGAAAUUAAUAAUUAAUUUUGUAUAGGUACAUAAUGUAUAUGAUAUAAAUUAUAAUUUCCAAUUUUUUAAAUUUUGUUAUAAAGUCUAUACCUAUCUAAAUAAAUCUAAUAAUCUAACGGUCCUUAUAAAGUUUUGAGAAUAUGAGUAGGUAAACUUUUCCUACUUGUUGUCAUGUUAAUUAGGAAUUGGUUGUUUAAGCAUUGAAGUAUUUAAGCAUUUAAGCAUUGAAUA
This is a messenger RNA of Acyrthosiphon pisum (pea aphid), 1290 nucleotides long. RefSeq lists its product as uncharacterized. The record is from RefSeq and is a predicted model, not a curated record. The coding region runs from base 231 to 671 and encodes 146 amino acids. The transcript has 2 exons. NCBI's taxonomy places the organism in Eukaryota, Metazoa, Arthropoda, Insecta, Hemiptera, Aphididae.